Loxodonta africana (African savanna elephant) is the source of this 3916-nucleotide messenger RNA. It is a transcript of the gene MIGA2, whose product is annotated as mitoguardin 2. Gene Ontology annotation, biological process: mitochondrial fusion. Bases 247 to 2028 code for a protein of 593 amino acids. The transcript is spliced from 16 exons. The record is from RefSeq and is a predicted model, not a curated record. NCBI's taxonomy places the organism in Eukaryota, Metazoa, Chordata, Mammalia, Proboscidea, Elephantidae.
GAGGCGGUCUGGUGCGGGGCCACGCCCUCUGGUGGCCCCCGAGGUUGGUUGCACGGCCGCCGGGGAAGGAUACGCUGCCCUUCCGCAGCGAUGGGAUCCCGGCUCCGUGGAGGGACCCUGUGGUCUGUGUGUCCCUGUUCUUCUGGGGUGUGGACAGUGCUUGGGACCCAGCCAGCAGCCAGUUGAAGACAUCCUCUUUGGAAGCCGUUGGCCCUGUGGGCUCUUGCCUGGGGUGCUGGUCCUGUCAUGGCGUUCCGGAGGACCGAGGGCAUGUCUAUGAUCCAGGCCCUGGCCAUGACAGUGGCUGAGAUCCCUGUGUUCCUAUACACGACUUUUGGGCAGUCAGCAUUCUCACAGCUGCGGUUGACGCCAGGCCUGCGGAAGGUCCUCUUUGCCACGGCUCUAGGGACCGUGGCCUUGGCCCUGGCCGCCCACCAGCUGAAGAGGCGACGGCGGAGGAAGAAGCAAGUCAGCCCGGAGAUGGGAGGAGAACAGCUAGGCACACUGCCCCUCCCCAUCCUGCUGGCCAGGAAGGUCCCAUCGGUGAAGAAAGGCUACUCCAGCCGGAGAGUACAGAGCCCCAGUAGCAAGAGCAAUGACACUCUCAGUGGCAUUUCUUCCAUCGAGCCCAGCAAGCACUCAGGCUCCUCCCACAGCUUGGCCUCGAUGGUGGCAGUGAACUCAUCCAGCCCCGUGGCAGUCUGCUCGGGACCAUGGGAUGCCAGAGGGAUGGAAGAAUCAGUGGCUGCCAGCGAUGGGAACGCUGAAAGCCUCUACAUGCAAGGCAUGGAACUAUUCGAGGAGGCUCUGCAGAAGUGGGAGCAGGCGCUGAGCGUGGGGCAGAGGGGAGAGAGCGCCAGCACCCCCAUACCAGGGGACAGCCUUCAGAACCCAGAGAUGGCUUCAGAGGUGCUAUCCGAGCAGGAGUCGCAGCGAAGGGAGUUUGCAGAGAAGCUGGAGUCGCUGCUGCGCCGUGCCUACCACCUGCAGGAGGAGUUUGGCUCCACCUUCCCGUCGGACAACAUGCUGCUGGACCUCGAGAAGACCCUCAUGCUGCCCCUGACUGAGGGCUCACUGCAUCUACGGGCCGAUGAUGAGGACAGCCUGACCUCGGAGGAUUCCUUCUUCUCAGCCACUGAGCUCUUUGAGUCCCUGCAGAUUGGAGAUUACCCAAUCCCACUCUCCAGGCCGGCUGCUGCCUACGAGGAGGCCCUGCAACUGGUGAAGGAGGGGAAAGUACCUUGCCGGACCCUUAGGACAGAGUUACUGGGCUGCUACAAUGACCAGGACUUUCUGGCCAAGCUGCAUUGUGUCCGACAGGCCUUCAAGGGACUCCUGGAAGACAACAGUAACCGGCUCUUCUUCAGGGAGGUUGGCCGGCAGAUGGUGACUGGCCUGAUGACCAAGGCUGAGAAGAGCCCCAAAGGCUUCCUGGAAAGUUACGAGGAGAUGCUGAGCUACGCCCUGAGGCCCGAGACCUGGGCCACCACACGGCUGGAGCUGGAGGGCCGUGGGGUGGUGUGCAUGAGCUUCUUUGACAUCGUGCUCGAUUUCAUCCUCAUGGACGCCUUCGAGGACUUGGAGAACCCGCCGUCCUCAGUUCUUGCUGUCCUGAGGAACCGCUGGCUGUCUGACAGUUUCAAGGAGACGGCCCUGGCCACUGCUUGCUGGUCGGUCCUGAAAGCCAAGAGGAGGCUGCUGAUGGUGCCUGAUGGCUUCAUCUCCCAUUUCUACUCCGUAUCGGAGCAUGUUAGCCCUGUCCUAGCCUUCGGCUUCCUUGGGCCCAAGCCACAGCUCUCUGAAGUCUGUGCUUUCUUCAAGCACCAGAUCGUGCAGUACCUGAGGGACAUGUUUGACCUGGACAACGUGCGCUACACGUCAGUGCCGGCGCUGGCAGACGACAUCCUGAAGCUGUCACGGCGCCGCAGCGAGAUCCUGCUCGGCUACCUGGGAACACCAGUGGCCAGCACCAUCGGCCUGAAUGGGACACUGCCCCGAGAAAACGGGCCCCUGGAGGGACUGCAGUAGAGCAGCAUGGCUGACAGGGAGGGGGGCUGCCUGGGCCUCCUUCUUAUGGCUGGUGGCAGAGAGAGGCUACCCCUCCCCUCUUCUGGGUUGGCAUCAAAGGGCCUGGGUCCCCCAGGGGCUGCCCUAAUGGGUGUCCAUGGGUGGCAAAGCCCAGACCAUGGUUCAUCAUCUGGCAAUCCUCAAGGCCCAGAGGCAAUCUUCCUUGGAGAUGCUAGGGCCUGGAGUGGGGUCCCGCCUACUGGAACCCUGACUGUCCUCAGCUAUCGCUGAGGGGAAAGCAGCGGCUAGAACCAGUGGCUCGUCGGGCCUGAGGGAGAGGAAGGCGGAGAGAGAGCGAGAAGGGAAGAGAGGAGGGAGGGAAAGGUGUUUACAUGGAGGAGUAGAAUUGGGAUAGGCAGAGCCGGGAGGCCCUAGGGGCUGCUGACAGAAACACUAGCAGUGGAGCUAGGAGGGUGGAGGUGGAAGAUGGGAGGGCACUGUGCUAAAGGUCAGGGUGUCCUGACCGAGAAUGAAUCUGGGGGUGGAUGGCCUCAGAGUCCAGGCCUCUGGCAGACAAUCCUGACUAUCCCACCACCUGCUACUAGCCUAGAGUGUUUGCAACUCCAGAGAGGAGGGUGGGGCCACAGAGUAAGGGCUAGGGGAACAGGGCACCUUCAUGGGUGGCAGGCCUAGACCAUCCAGAGGGUGCCAGGGAGAGCUGGUGUCUCUCCUGUGCUCAUAUCUGGGCAAGGGCUGGGCCCUUGACAACCCCAAGCACCGAAAGGUCCACUCACAUUCCUUCACCCUGCCAAAGAUUGUGUCCUCUCCACCACCACCCCACCAAAGAUGGGACGUGGUGGGGCUGCGUGCCCCCCUCCCACCCACCUCUCUGUGAGUCAGGAACUCCCUGGGUGAUCCUAGGCUCUGAGCUGGGGGCCCUUGCCAGCACUCUCAGGCACCUGUGCUGCCAUCACGGUGACCCCAGGAAUGAGGGGGCCCAGGGACCACAGGGGAGAAGUCAGGAUGUCUGGAGCAGCUCCCCGACCCUCAUUCAGACAAGAAACUUCGAUAGUGCGGAUUUUCCGGCACUUGCCUUCAACUCAACGCACAAAUGCUCUCAAAGCUGGUAGCUUGUGCAGAGCCCUCGUCCAGGGUGGCGCUGCCCCGCUGAUCCUGCAGAGGAAGUCCUGUUAGCAUUUGUCCUGCAGCUCCAUCCCCACACUGACAGGCUCCUGUCAGCCCUGCAGACUCACUACAGUGUUUUCACCUGAGCUGGGAUGUUUUAUUUAUUGCCUUAACACUUUAUUUUAAGACUGCCCUUCCCAGGUUGAGAGACCUGCAGGAGAAAUGGAUCUGCUGGCUUUCCAUACUCUGGAGUUUGGACUAGCUCCUCAGACCUGGGUCCCUCUCCCCUGAAUGUAAAGGAUGUCCGAGGAGUGGGGUGAUCAUGCCCAUGUGGGACAGAAGGGUGCACAGAAGGGAGAGGGUAACAUUGGGCAUGGCUUUGUCUCUGAGACUGUCCUGGUGCACAUCCUCCGGUUCCCUGACUGGAGGACCACUGGGCACUGAUGAUAGCUCUGGCCCCACGUCCACGCAUGAGGCUGAUGCCCAGGAGGGACCAGCCUCCUGGGCAGGAAGGAACCCAGAAGGCCCCCCGUCCAUUCCUGACGUUCCGUUCAUCUGCACUUAGCCUGCUCUGUGAAUGUAUUCUUGGGCCUGAAUCCCAGCCCACUCUGAUUUGCUCCUGAGUUACACAGAAGUGGCAUUUUCAUUUUGUCUUUGUUUACACGUCCACGCACUGACUCUGGCACUCAGUUUGUUGCAGCUUCCGACUUUUGUACGGUAGAGUGUGUGCGCCGAAUGUGAGUCAAAUAAACGAUUUCCUUCCACGUGGCGGUACUGCUGGGCA